Messenger RNA from Dicrocoelium dendriticum, 1269 nucleotides. The record is from the annotation of a GenBank genome assembly. Lineage: Eukaryota; Metazoa; Platyhelminthes; Trematoda; Plagiorchiida; Dicrocoeliidae.
AUGCACAGGGAUAACAAAUGGUUGUACUCGAGUCGUCUUCUUGCAUCCGAUUCUGGAGUCAAUUACGAACUACGCUAUUUGGGUGCCGUUCCUGUUCGUGUUUCGAUUAAGUCUGUUGACCUGGAAACUCGAACUAAGAUUGCUCACGCUGCAAUUCACCGGGUUAUCGAAGGUAUCGGCCUUAGACAUCCAGAUUCGUUCCAUGUAGACAGCCCCGGCAAUUCUUAUCUCGAUACAGCUUCACAGAAAAACUGGGCUGCUAUCGGCGUGUGCCUAACUAUCACUUCAAGUAGUCUUUCUGUGAAGUCCCUGCAAACGAACCGGGUUCUUUUUCACCACGAUUUAUCUGUGGUAUCGUUCGCUUCCGGUGGGGAUCCCAGUGCGGCCGACUUUGUAUGCUACGUGGCGAAAACUCCGAACGGUGAACGCAUGUGCCAUGUGUUUGAUUGCCCACUUGGUCAAGCGCAAGAUGUUAUUGUCACUUUGGGCCAAGCCUUUCAGUUGGGGUUUCAGGAGUUCAAACGUAGCCGAAACUUGGAUUCAGGUUCAAUUUCUUCAUCGAAGAGGACGGAUGAUAACAGUAACCCAGUGCCGUUUUCCGAUUCCCUACCCACCCACUGUUCAGCUCUCGCAUUUUCCGGUCGUAAUACUUUAUUGGACCUCCUUCCAAAGCCUCCUGAUGCUCAACCUGAUCGAUCAUCCAGUGAUCUUUCUCCCCUCCUAUCUCUUGACAAAGCUACUGAUUUCACUGAUAGCACAUGGUUGUUAAAUGAGUCCGAUCAACAACAUUCCUACGAAUCACGAAAAUGUGAUGCACUUGCCUCUACGCAGCCCACGGCAUCCACUAAUGGUGAUUCGAUUGUCAAAGCAGAACGCAUCGGUUCUAACGCAAAUGGCUGCACGCAACAAGACGUCUCCUCUCAGAAAGUUGAACAGUUCCGGCGAUUAGAGCCCAUCGGUGAACCUUGGUAUGUUGGACCCAUGUCUCGCUCAGAGGCCGAAAGGCUCUUGAGAUAUGAAGGCGAUUUUCUGGUCCGAGCAAGUCAGCAUCAACUUGGGCAGUUUAUUCUCAGUGGAUUACAAGAGCACAAAUGUCGCCACUUGUUGUUAGCGGAUCCCAAUGGACAGGUGCGAACCAGAGAACGCGUUUUUGACAGCAUUCAACAUCUAAUCGACCAUCACGUGCAAAAUGGAUUGCCAAUCCGUUCUGCUGACAGUGAAAUCCGAUUAAUAUUCCCAGUUUCGGCCAACAGUUUGUACGAAGCUUGA